Molecule: messenger RNA, 2281 nt
Organism: Piliocolobus tephrosceles (Ugandan red Colobus)
Lineage: Eukaryota; Metazoa; Chordata; Mammalia; Primates; Cercopithecidae
Exons: 4
Coding region: 365-1318 (317 amino acids)
Source: RefSeq, a predicted model, not a curated record
CGAAAUAAAGGCCGCGCUACGCAUGCGCGCCCCUCUCGCCGGCCACUCUCCCCGCGCUGGACUGGCUCCCGCGGUUCCCUGGGCCGUUCUCUGCGCGUGGGUGGGGGAGGUCUGAGUGGCCUCGGGGACUGCCCCUCGGUGCUGGGUGUCGGCGGGUGACGCAAGCCUAAGCUGCCUAUUUUGGGAGGGUGCGAUGGGGCUGUGGAGGAGGGUCUGCGCGUGGCUCUCCGGGAGUGCGGAGUGGAAGCAAGUCUUGCCGCCGACAUAACCCCAGCUAGGGCGGAGUGGCGAGUAAUGGCCUUGCAGGCCAUCCAGGUAAUGGAGGGCGAAGUCCCGGAGACGGAGGAACCGCGGUGCUCGGGGAAUGAAGGCUGCGGUGCGGGGCGAGCCGAGGACGGUGUGCGGGGUCGGGGACUUUGCACUUAUUCCGUCCUCAGGGCCUCUAGGCUCAGGAGGUCUAGGAACUAGGAGACCCAGGGAUCAAGCUGAAGUGGGGGAAUGGCUCAGGAUCGGAAAUAAAUAUAUCACCUGGAAAGAUUGCAGAAGUCUCUUGAAAGAAUUGGAGAACCUUGAGUUCUACACUUUCCUGUCGAAAAAGUGCCUGAGGAAGCUCCUUGUUGAGGGCAGCUCCCAUCACCUUCCACGCCAAGCCCGCUCGGGGUCAGUGUACAAACGAACGUCUGUGAGGAACCACUGGCCACGUGGGGGACGUGGGAAAGCUUCUCCCACCAGAUUCCAUGUGUCCCCGCGGGCUCCCCCGGCUCCUCUGGCCUCCGCGCUGUCAUCAGUCCCGAAGACCUCUGUAGGGUCCUUUGAGUCUCUGUCAUCCCUGAGCUCCUCCAAGCCACCAGAGCCUUUGCGUCCCCUGAAGCAGCCUUCACACCAGCCACCUGCGAGCACCCUAUCACCAAACACGACCACCUCCACAGAAUCCUUGGGGUAUCUGUCAUCCCUCAGCUCCUCCCAGCAACCAGAGCCUUUGCAUCCCCUGGAGUGUCCUUCAUCCAAGCCACGUGGGCGUUCAUUUCCCCGACGACGGAAUCCUGGCUGGGUGUCCUGGACCAACUCCACGCAGGCUGAUUCCGAAACUGACGCCACAAUAUGCCCAAUGUGCAAGGCCCCUGCACACUCCUGUCGACAUAGCUGGUGGGUGCCUUCUAGUCCUCGAGUGAUCCGAGGCAUUGGUCGCCGCAGUGAUCUCGACCUGGGCCUCUCCUGGAGGCAGGAGGCUGCUAGAGCCUGGUGCCUCUGCACCUCCUCACAGUACCCAUUCAAGCACCUUAAUCUUCCCACCCACCUACCAAAGGCUUCCUUCUAGGGAGACCCCACAUGCGGGCAGGUGGAGGCAGGGACCCCUCUUCCCUCAGCUUGGAUGUGCCAACACUGCUGGACGCACAAGACACCAAAAUCCCAGACACUCCCAUGGACACCGCACAUCGACAUCCAGGAACAAUUGGGAAUCUCCUGAGGACAACUUGGAGGCAUGUCCCCUCAUUCAGGCACUCCACAGAUGCUAGAAACACGUGUUGUAAUGGAUUGGGAGAGGCGGAGACAGGGUCUAAACCUCCAGUCCCUGGAGCCCAUAAAUCUGCUUGGGAGGCUUGGCCCACACAGAGACCUGCCACUGCAAAGCAAAGACCUCCCGCAGAGAUCUCCGAGUGUCCGUUCUUCCUUCCUAGAGGAUCUGAACUCACUUAGAAAACUGCCAGCACAGGAGGGAUGACAUCAGCUGUGCCCCCACCGGAGAACCCAGAGACUUUGGGUCAUUGUCAACAUUGUCGCUAGAAUGGACUCUGCUAGGGAAGAGGCUCAGGAAUUGUUGGUCUUUUCAAUGCCAUUCUUUCCUAACAGCGCUGCAGAUUCCAUGUGUAACCUGCAAACUUCUGUUCUCUGCAGUUCCCUGACCCACAGUUUAGAGAAUCACAAUUUUAUUUUCUUUUUUCUUUAGAUGGGAUCUCACUCUCUUGCUCAGGCUGGGAAGCGGUGGCACCAUCUUGGCUCAUCACAAUCUCCGCCUCCCAGAUUCAAGCCAUUCUCCUGCCUCAGCCUCCUGAGUAGUUGGGAUUACAGGCGCGUGUCAAUGCACCCAGCUAAUGUUUGUAAUUUUAGCCUAGAGAGGGUGUCACCACGUUGGCCAGGCUGGUCUUGAACUCCUGACCUUGAGAUAUCUGCCCACCUCGGCCUCUCAAAGUGCUGGGAUCAUAGGCUUGAGCCACCACACCUGGAUGAAUCACAAAUUUUAAACCUGAAUAAAAUGCUGCAUCUUCCAAUAAGAGUAAAA